AUGGCCUAUAGACUGGUUGUACUCGGCUUCUCGCUGCUUGUAAUCAGCGAGACUACAUUGGCAGGAGCCGCAAGCGCAUCAGCGAGUGAGAUACUCGAUUGUUGUCACCACCUCGACAUAGGACUACCAAACCGGGUCAUGUACACUGGCACAGCCUACGACGAAGCGAACAUACGCUGGUCGACCACCGCCAUGCUCCAUCCGUCUUGCAUCGUGCGGCCAAGAAAGACCGCUGAAGUGUCAAAGGCUGUCAUGAUAUUGACCGCGGGUGCGCAGGCUGCUGGCAAGAUAUAUUCCUGUCCAUUCGCAAUCAAGCGCGAACAAAUCGAUAACGGCAUCACUAUGGGCCUACGCAACAUCAACGAGACGACACUUUCUGCUGACAAAGCGAGUGUCACAUUCGGUACGGGCAGCGAUUGGCUCAGCAUCUACACCGCCCUUGGCGGCACCGGCGUGGGUGUACCAGGUGGACGACACGGCCGUGUUGGUGUAGGCGGUAUCGUGCUAGGCGGUGGCUUGUCCUUCGUCUCACCCAAAGUGGGAUGGGUCACGGACAACGUCUUAUCGUUCGAAGUCCAUGCACUGAAAGGUGGUAGCAGCAACUUCGGCAUCGUCACUCGAGCCAAGCUCCAAACUUUCCCAUCAGACGGCAAGUUUUGGGGGGGCAGUGUCGCACAUCCCCAUACAACCAAUACGACUAGCCUGGUCCUAUCCGCCCUCAACAACUUCACGACCAACAACCAUCGCGAUGAGAACGCAGCCUUCAACAGUAACUUCAUCUACAAUGCUACCUCGCGAACGAAGAAUAUCGCCAACACCAUCGUCUACUCGGAAGACAUCGCCAAUGCAUCGAUCUUUGAUCAAGCUCAGUCGAUCCAGCCGCAGCUGGCCAACACGGCCAAAUCGACUACGAUAGUGGAGCUAGCCGCCAACACAGCAUCGCUGCCAUACGGCUACCGAUAUGGCGGAGCGACCGUGACGUUCAAGAAUACCGUGGAAGCGCUUGCAGUGGCCCAAAACAUCACUGACAGCAUAUACGAGACGGUAGCGAAUGUCACCGACCUAGUGUUUACAUUCGUAUACGAGCCCAUACCCAGCUUGUACGCAGAACACAGUAUCGCGCGAGGCGGAAACGUAAUGGGUAUGAAGAACACGAGAGAUGACUUGAUCUUGCUUCUGCUCGUCCCACGCUGGACCGAUGCCAAAGACGACUCCGCGAUGAGAGCGGCAUUCGUCUUUUGGGUGGGUGCGAUGGAGAAGGCGCAGACUCGGCUUGGCGCUCACCACAACUUCACGUACCUGAACUAUGCUGCUGCAUCCCAGAAUCCACUUGGAAGCUAUAGUGCUGCAAAUGUGGAGUUCAUGAGGAAGGUGGCGAAGACGUAUGAUCCGCAUGGUGUGUUCCAGACAGUGGUCCCGGGAGGGUUCAAAAUCAGUGAGGUCAAGGGUGGUGAAUGGCGACAAGGGUGGUAA
Molecule: messenger RNA, 1473 nt
Organism: Anthostomella pinea
Lineage: Eukaryota; Fungi; Ascomycota; Sordariomycetes; Xylariales; Xylariaceae
Source: the annotation of a GenBank genome assembly